Staurois parvus is the source of this 320-nucleotide messenger RNA. NCBI's taxonomy places the organism in Eukaryota, Metazoa, Chordata, Amphibia, Anura, Ranidae. The record is from the annotation of a GenBank genome assembly.
AUGCCAGUUAUCAGCAUUUCUCUCCUCUCGAGCUGAGGAGAGGAGAGCCAGGCACUGAUGAUCAGUGUGCCCUGAUGAUCAGUGUGGCCCCAGAAGUGCCACCUGUCAGUGCCCAUCAGUGCCACAUCAUGCCACAUAUCAGUGCAUACCAGUGCACAUCAUUGCCACAUAUCACUGCCCAUCUGAGCUGCCUUUCAAUGUCAUCCAUCAGUGACAGUCAGUGCCACCUAUCAAUGCCAAUCAGUGCCACCUAUCAGUGCUGCCAAUCAGUGCCACCUAUCAGUGCUAUGUCAGUGUUGCCUAUCAGUGCGCAUCAGUGC